This is a messenger RNA of Cavia porcellus (domestic guinea pig), 3614 nucleotides long. It is a transcript of the gene Mmgt1, whose product is annotated as membrane magnesium transporter 1. The transcript is spliced from 4 exons. Bases 261 to 656 code for a protein of 131 amino acids. NCBI's taxonomy places the organism in Eukaryota, Metazoa, Chordata, Mammalia, Rodentia, Caviidae. Gene Ontology annotation, cellular component: Golgi apparatus; plasma membrane; early endosome. The record is from RefSeq and is a predicted model, not a curated record.
CACAGUUCCGCCUUUCACAGAGAGGUUGUGCAGAGCAGCCUCAGAGGCCUUCGCGGACCUUUCUCGGUAUAGCUUUCCCCUUCUUCCCGGCAUUCCUGUUUCCGCUUUCUCUGUGCUCUCUGGGUUUUGCAACGCUAAGGUGCUUUGCGCCGGGGUCGAGUGACGUCAUCAUUGUGCGCCGCGCGGACACCAACCGUUGGAAGAAGGAACGAUUCCGCCACUGUUCGCCUCUUUUGUUGGCCUUUUACUCCUUCCGAAUCAUGGCGCCAUCGCUAUGGAAGGGGCUAGUAGGCAUCGGCCUCUUCGCCCUAGCACACGCCGCCUUUUCCGCUGCGCAGCAUCGUUCUUAUAUGCGAUUAACAGAAAAAGAAGAUGAAUCGCUGCCAAUAGAUAUAGUUCUUCAGACACUUCUGGCCUUUGCAGUUACCUGUUAUGGUAUAGUCCAUAUUGCAGGGGAGUUUAAAGACAUGGAUGCCACUUCAGAACUGAAGAAUAAGACAUUUGACACCUUAAGGAAUCAUCCGUCCUUUUAUGUAUUUAAUCAUCGUGGUCGUGUACUGUUCCGGCCUUCAGAUACAACAAAUUCUUCAAACCAAGAUGCAUUGUCUUCUAACACAUCACUGAAGUUACGAAAGCUCGAUUCACUGCGCCGUUAAGAUUUUUACAAAUUGUAGUAUCAGGGCAGGACAGGACACAGAGCUGAAUGUUGGAGUUUGGGGUGUUAAAUAGUCCCCCCAGUCAGUAUUUAUAUUGACCUUUCAAACUUAAUUUAAAAAAUCUAUGCCUCUGUUUGUAUACUGUUAAUAGAAUUGUUAAUGGAGCAUACAUUAUCUGUGAAACGUCUUUGAUCUUUCAUAAAGGAAAGUUUUUUCAUUCGAAACAAAUUUGUGUCUUUUAUAAGAGUCACUGUUUUGAACACAUGAAAAGUGAUGGUUUUUGCGAAUAUUUAUUUUCUUAGAUUUCUUUUGCACUACAGGUUUUAGGACUCUUUUUUGAAGAUACCAUGUGACUUGCAUUGGCAGCCUGGAUGACAGUAAAGUGGUCUUCAGUUCUUAUCAAAUUCUGAAAUGGUGACUUCUCACUUUUUCUUCUGUUCCCUGACAAGUGGUUCUGCUUUCACAGGUAUUUGCCAGUUUUUAAUUUAUCCAUGACUUCUCACCCCCACUCCCAACUUUCUAACAUCAGCUGUCUUGUUUGAGCACUUCUUUGAGGUCAUGUGCAGUGAGCAGUUUUUGUGUCAGAAAUUCUGUCAUAGCAAGUAUAUUUAACAAGCUUAGCUUGCUGUAAAGCUCCUUGUGUUCUCUUCAGUUAGUGAUAAAGAAUUUCCCUGAUUACAUAAUGUUAAGAAUAUUGGAAAAUGACUAAAAAGUCAUUUACAAUUUUAUUAUUCUGCCUAUCUAGAAGAAUAGUAGUCAGUGAGAAAAAGCGAUUAAGCCAGUUUUAACUUAUUCAAAGUCUAUGUUAGUCUAUUUAAAUACUAAGCUAGUAACUUAGUGAAAAAUAAAAGAAACUUCUCAUUAAUGUAAAGGCAGAUGUAAAAGAAUGGGGCCAAAUAUGUUCUAAAUAUUUGGAACUAAUAUAUUCAAUUUGUUUAGAGAAUUAAGGUCAUUUAAAGAAUUUUUGUGUAGCUCCUGACUGAACAGCCUCACCAUUUUCCAUCUUCCCAGUACGGUGCUGAAAGUGAAGAUGAAGAUUCAAAGUUGAACUUAUUCAGAAACAGUAAUUUUACUCUUAGAGAAGUUUGGCUAACUCUUUGAGGAAAAAAAUACCCUGCAGGGAGCGCAACAUUAUUUUUUUUUUUAGAAACCAUUGCUGUUGAUCCAGGGAUAUAGCUCAGUAGCACCACAUCUGCCUGGCAAGUACAAGGUCCUGAGUUCAAUUCCUGGUAUCAGAAAAAAAGAAAAGAAAACAUUGCUCUUGUUGAAUUGUGCAGGUAUAAAAACAUGACCUUUAUUGAACUGUAUAGGUGUAAAGGGAAUAACUGUAUGCAGAUUUGAAAGGAAAUAUGCUUUGGGCAAGAGCCAUACGCUGCCCUUAUACUUGAUGGAUUGUUUUCAUUGGGAAUGAGUCUCAGCUCUUCUGUCCUGCCUGAUAAUGCACAGCCCCAACAGACAAGAUUAUUUUGUAUGGAUUUUUAUUGUUUUCGUUUACCAGCCCAGUCUGUGGAACACUGACUCUGCUCUCUAAUGAGAACAAAGUUAGAUGCUGUUGGUAACUGAAAAUAAUUUAGAAAGUUGUUAAAAAUGUGAAAUCAGGGAUUAGAGUGGUAAUAAUGAAGUCAAAAUGCUGUGUGAAAACCAGCCUCAUAUCAGGCUCAUCUAUUGUUUCCUCAGGUACGACUUGACUUUGGAAGAGCCUCUUGUUUUCUUCUCUUUUGGGGCUGUCUUCCUUUCCUAAUGUGUUUUUGUAGCACUGUUACUGAGAUAUAAUUCACAUGGCUUAUAAUACACCUAUUUAAUGAGUACAGUUAAGUGAUUUUUUAAUAUAUCCACAAAGUUGUGCAACCAUGACUGCAGUCAGAUUUAGGGUAUUAUAUUACCCCAAAAGGAUCUCUGAAUCCUGUAGCAGUCGCCGCUUCUUUUCUUCCACUACCCACCCCAGCCCUGGCUGAGCACUUCUCUCUCUGUAGCUAUGCCUAUUCUGAUCAUUUAAUGUAAGUGAAUUCAUAUCUAGUCUUUUGUGACUGACUACCCGAGUACAGUUUUCUGUGUGCUGUGAAAAGCUCUCAUCUUGAGAACUUAUUACAGUGAAAGGAAGUGGUUGGUAAAUCAGCAGAUUUAAGGGGGGAAGGCCAGAUACCUAAUAGAUUUCUCAGUUAAUCUUAUGCUGAGUAGUUUUUCCUCAUAGCCAAGCACUCAUGAUAGACUACUGCUUAGAAUAUUUUGGAUAAUUUCUAGAACAGGUGUUGAAAUCUCUCUGUUUCUGCCCAGUCAGGAAAAUACUGCUAACAAUGAUGCCAAAUAAUUUGGCAAAACAUUGACGCAGUUGUCAGGUUUGUGUAACUUUGCUAGGAGCUUAUAUACCUCAGGCCAGGUGCACGCCCCAGAUUUCUUAAAUUUACACCAGUGACCGUUGUGUGUUUUAAGUAUGUACCAUAUAACUGAAGGUGAUUUGACUGGGUCAUAGAAGUGCUAAAUGUGUUAAGUAUGAAGUUUUACUUACAGUACUAUGAAACAGUCCAUUACUGUCUGGGGUAAUUUAAAAAAUAUAGGGAUAAUGAACUCAUUGAGUCUGAUUUCAGUAACAAUUCAGAAGUAUGAAAAGUGUGCACCAAUAAAAAUUCUCCAGAGUGUAGAAAGACUCCUUAAAAAUCAGGGAACCAGCCAAAUACUAUGGGCCAGUGGCCCAGCAGCAGAAAAUGCAGACCAGUGAAUUGGAGACACGCUCUGUAACUCCCUACUAGUUAAUUGUUUCCUAAGCGUUGCGACUUAUUUUUGAGUGGCAUGACAGCAUCUUCUUGGUUGUAUGUGGCCUGUUUCCAUGAUGUAUUGAGUAGUGUUGUUUGUUGUGAACAUCGAUGCCUGUAACACCAAGCUACACGCAUUUCUUUGGAUAUGUUUCCUCUCUUUAAGUGAUCUUGCCCUGUCUAAUAAAUAAAUGAUUGUCUCACCCUG